GAAAAUGUUCUUGUUGUUCUUGUCCUCAGGCCUGAGGGCAUGUUGAGACGUCCUGCCAGACCAGAGCAGAGGCGUCCAGGUGGUUCCGACGGGGACUGAAGGUGAGAAGACCGACGUGGGACCAGGGAGGAAGACAUGGGCCAGUGUGUCACCAAGUGUAAGAACCCGACGUCCUCGCUCGGCAGCAAGAGUGGAGACAAGGAGAGCGGCUCCAAGUCCCACCACAAGAAAGGUGGCGGCGGGGGCCACAAGGACGAGCCCAGCGCCCCAUGUAGCAAAGCCACCAGCGAGCUGUCGAAUGGCACCAAGGCCCCGGAGGUCACCGUGGAGACGCCCGUCAUUCCUGCAGUGAUGGGGGAGCCCCGCAAGGACGAGAGUCUGGAUGGAGACGGGCUGUCACUGUCGCGCAUCGAAGAGCUGUUCUGCUGCUACAAGGACAAACAUGAAGACGCCAUCCUGGAGGAAGGGAUGGAGAGCUUUUGUAAUGACCUGUGUGUGGAUCCUGCAGAGUUUCGGGUGCUUGUUCUUGCCUGGAAGUUUCAAGCAGCUACCAUGUGCAAGUUUACAAGGAAGGAAUUCAUUGAUGGCUGCAGGGCCGUCAAAGCAGACAGCCUGGAAGGCAUCUGCUCACGUUUCCCCUGCAUGCUGUUGGAUGCCCAGGGUGAGGAAAACUUCAAGGACCUCUACCGCUUCACCUUCCAGUUCGGCCUGGACGCCGAUGAGGGACAACGGUCGCUGCAGCGCGACAUUGCGAUUGCCCUGUGGCGCCUAGUUUUCACCCAGGACACACCUGCGAUCCUGGAGCGCUGGCUGGACUUCCUGGCAGAGAACCCCUCAGGUAUUCGGGGCAUCUCGAGGGACACGUGGAACAUGUUCCUCAAUUUCACCCAGGCCAUCGGGCCCGAUCUGAGCAACUACAGCGAGGACGAGGCCUGGCCCAGCCUCUUUGACACGUUCGUGGAAUGGGAGCUGGAGCGCAGGAAAAAAGAGGAGGAACAGGCACUGAAGGCGAGAGAGGACGAGGGGAGGUGUACUGAGACAGAGUGUUCCCCCACCACAGACAGACAUGAAACAGAGGGAAGCCGCGGCUCACAGACGUGGGGAGGCCACUGACCAGGAAACAUUCAAUAUUUUUAAGGGAGGGAAGGAUGUGACCUACCUGUGAACUGUGCAUCUGUGAAUCAUUGGAUGAAUAUUAGUAUUACAAGGACAGCUGUUCAUUUGGCUCUCCUUUUCUGUCGGGUGGGAUUCCUGCUUGCAACCUUGUUUUUUUGGUUUUUGAAAGGGCUCUAAGAACUGUUAUGUUUUAAGCACUUCUAUUUAAGUUAUUGUUUUACUUUUUCUCCUCCCAUGAGUGUUUUUAGUAACUGGACAUGUGGUCCAUUUUAACAUAUACCUACCUACCAUAACCCAGCAGUUAGCUCAUUAAAGGCUUGGUUUCAAUACAGGUGUCAAAAAGCCAUAAACUUCCCCACAUUUAUCACAUAGACAGUUAAUUUUGAAUAAGUAACACUGCUUAUAUUUUUUGUGCAAGGAACUAGUUGAUAAUAAAUAAGAAGGUAAAUUUGGCAGACCUGUGGACAAAUAAUUAUGCAUCUACAAAAUACGAGAUUCGUGUGUCAUGGUCAUGGAACUCGACUUGAUUUAGCUAAUGCCGAUGGAUUGUAUGUUUUUAUCUUGCAGUGCUGUGAAUAUUAAUUGAUUGCACAUACAGUAUAUUGCCUUUACAACUGUUGGGCUGCAAUAUUGCAGUAAUGGAUUACAGUUCUGUCAUUAGGGCAUUCCAUUUUUAAUUUACUACAAAUUGUAAUUUGCAUUAAAAAAACAUUGGUUUCCACAGACCCACACUCUUCUGCGUUGAGUAUUUGAGUGCUGCUCGUGCAGUUAGCACUUUAGCAUGUUUAAGCAGCUGUUUGUGCUCCUUUGACCUUUAGCAUAAACCAUCUUAAUGUCCACUUAUUUUCAAGAAGCGGUUAAGUGUUGACGACACAAUGAUGCUGGCUUUUCUCUUGGAUUCCUUAUUUGAGGAAAUCUGGUACACAACAAUUUGGCUGAACUAGGUCUUGGUGCAUUAAUUUAUCACCAUUAACAGUGGGCCACCUCACAAUGCUUUCAUUGUUUACCUUCAUGCCUUCAAGAUAGUCACAUCCCUGAACUACCAUAUUAACAGAAACAAUCUCUGCAUACUCCACAAAUAAUGUUGACUGCUGCUGGUGAUGGUUGUAAUGGAGUACACAAAAAACCAAUGGCAUGCUUUGUGGCUAUACAUGCAAUGUUUUGCAGAGAGAUUGAUGUCAACCACAUUAUUUCCAUUUUAAACCUUUUCAAACUGUAGGUGGAACUCACAGUAUAGCCCAGGGUGUUUUGAAAUGAGUGAAUGAGUAUUAACUAGACAUGCUGGCUAAUCAAGAGUCUGCAAUAUGGGUCCAGUGUGGAAAGAAGGGUGGCCAUAACCUGCUCUGUUUGGUUUACAUCUAAAAUGGUUUUGUUUCAGACCUCUUUGUCCUUUUUAUAUAAAAUGUAUUGAUUUAUAAUAAAUAAAAACAGUGUUGAACUUUU
This is a messenger RNA of Labrus bergylta (ballan wrasse), 2559 nucleotides long. The record is from RefSeq and is a predicted model, not a curated record. Lineage: Eukaryota; Metazoa; Chordata; Actinopteri; Labriformes; Labridae.